This is a messenger RNA of Quercus robur (English oak), 1960 nucleotides long. Its product is annotated as intermediate cleaving peptidase 55, mitochondrial. Gene Ontology annotation, cellular component: mitochondrion. Gene Ontology annotation, molecular function: metalloaminopeptidase activity; manganese ion binding. Bases 232 to 1686 code for a protein of 484 amino acids. Lineage: Eukaryota; Viridiplantae; Streptophyta; Magnoliopsida; Fagales; Fagaceae. The record is from RefSeq and is a predicted model, not a curated record. The transcript has 14 exons.
AGGAAGGAACAAACACCAUUGGGCUUCUGUGAAAACGCUCACCGUUUUCAGUUCCCGACCACCUUAACCUGUGAAAAAGUCACAAACUUUUACGAACCCUUAAACCCUUUCAAACUGAAAAUCUCAGUGACACCAAAGUUUAAUCACUUUGUAGUUUGUACAGUGAAACAGUGUAUCGACCAAAGUGAGUGAGAGAGAACAUCAAAAAGAGAAGAAGCAGUCAGCAACAAAAUGCAGAUUCUUGUAAGAAAACUAAUGCAGAGAAUCUCUCACAAACAAGCUACAGGUUGUCGUGCAUAUUGUACGAAGAUGGUUGCUGAUAUUGGACAGCCGACUCAUGCAUCUCAUCCUCAGUUACUGAAAGAAGGGGAGAUUACACCUGGAAUAACUACCGAGGAAUACAUCUCAAGGAGAAAUAGGUUGUUGGAUCUUCUUCCAGAAAAUAGUCUGGCCAUAAUUGCAGCUGCCCCUGUAAAGAUGAUGACAGAUGUUGUGCCUUACACAUUUCGACAAGAUGCUGAUUAUUUGUAUAUUACUGGCUGCCAACAACCUGGUGGCGUGGCAGUUUUAGGUCAUUACUGUGGUUUACGCAUGUUCAUGCCAGAAGCAGACUCUCAUGAUGUUAUUUGGCAAGGGCAAAUUGCUGGAGUUGAUGCAGCAUUAGAAAUUUUCCGUGCUAAGAAGGCAUAUCCAAUGCGCGAAUUACAUAAGUACCUUCCAGAUAUGAUAUACGGACGCUCCAAAUUGUUCCACAACAGGCAGACAGCCAUACCAACAUAUAUGAAAUUGGAGUACUUUCAAAAGCUUGCUAAGAAUGGCAAAGUGGGAGACCUGUCUACUUUGACUCAUGAGUUACGUUGGAUAAAGUCACCAGCAGAGCUCAAGUUAAUGAAAGAAUCUGCAUCAAUUGCUUGCCAGGCACUUCUGCAGACGAUGUUUCACUCCAAGACAUAUCCUUAUGAGGGCAUGCUGUCAGCAAAGGUUGAAUAUGAAUGCCGAAUGAGAGGUGCUCAAAGAAUGGCAUUCAACCCUGUCGUUGGUGGUGGGCCAAAUGCUAGUGUUAUACAUUAUUCUCGAAAUGAUCAGAAGAUUAAAGAUGGGGAACUUGUUUUGAUGGAUGUUGGAUGUGAGUUGCAUGGUUAUGCCAGUGACCUUACUCGUACCUGGCCACCCUGUGGAAGAUUUUCUUCUGCUCAAGAAGAACUUUAUGAUCUUAUACUAGAAACAAACAAGGAAUGCCUGAAGCUUUGCAAACCUGGUGCUACCAUAAGUCAAAUACACAAUUAUUCAGCGGAAAUGCUGCGCAAAGGAUUCAAGGAGAUUGGAAUUUUAAAAGAUGAGGGAAACAGUUUAUACAAUAUGCUGAACCCCACUUCUAUAGGUCACAAUCUAGGAAUGGAUGUUCAUGAUUCUUCCAUGAUCAGCUAUAGCCGGCCCUUGGAGCCAGGUGCUGUGAUAACAAUUGAACCAGGAGUCUACAUCUCAUCUUUUUUGGAUGUUCCAGAGAGGUAUCGAGGCAUUGGGAUAAGGAUUGAGGAUGAGGUCCUCAUUACAGACACUGGUCAUGAGGUCCUCACCGGGUCAAUGCCAAAAGAAGUUAAACACAUUGAAUCAUUGCUAAACGACUUCCACCCUGGAAUGGGGAUGGAGAGCCAUAACAAUAUCAGGGCUGCAUCCAAUAGAUAAAUUAAAGAGCUAAGACAGUGAUUUAUUGUAAGAGGAAAUCAAUCCCGAGGCUUUCUCCGGUGCUUGGGUUUCAUUUUUGAAGCAUUUUGUUGUUUGGAGAGGGGGGGGGGGGGGGUGACUUAUAUUGCACGUUGAGGCAUAUUCUUGCACAAAUUGUGCACAGGUUGGGUUUAAUUUGUAACCUUAUUUUUGUUUAAGAAAGUUUUUGGAUGAUACUUGAACCAUUAAUAAAGCUAGUUGAACCCCCAACAUUCAACUAAAUUUUGUUAGGUUU